Eriocheir sinensis (Chinese mitten crab) is the source of this 2786-nucleotide messenger RNA. RefSeq names its product zinc metalloproteinase nas-4-like. The record is from RefSeq and is a predicted model, not a curated record. Gene Ontology annotation, biological process: proteolysis. The transcript has 14 exons. Lineage: Eukaryota; Metazoa; Arthropoda; Malacostraca; Decapoda; Varunidae. Gene Ontology annotation, molecular function: metalloendopeptidase activity; zinc ion binding. The coding region runs from base 409 to 1830 and encodes 473 amino acids.
GAGAGAGAGAGAGAGAGAGAGAGAGAGAGAGAGAGAGAGAGAAUAACGUUUGUGUGGCCUGGGAAGACGGACAUGAUGGUCUGCAAAAGGUGCAAACACUUCGUCGGGGAUAAUCCUGAGAAUGAUUCCUGCUACUCCCUCGUUGAUGCCGAGGAACUCUUCUCCAUUCCUUGCUGGAUUGUUGAUCAAGGAACGAAUCCCAAGUUCCUCCCUGUCUUCAAGGCCUUCCCUGCGACCUUGUGUUCACCGUUCAGACACGCGACACUCACCGCACGCUGCGACAAACAGUCGUCUGCAGCCCCCGCCCUCGAGCACGUCGCCUCUCCCUACAUGCCCCGGGCGGAGUGUUCAUCGCGACCGUAACUUACUUCGCCUCGAUCGGCUGGGAGUGGGCGUGCCGGAUGGAGCAUGGUGGCCCUGCUCUGGUCCUCCGUGUGGGCGGCGGUAUGGGCGUGCCUGUGCGCCACCCUCGAGACCAACGCGGGCGUGACGGGCCGCUCCUCGGACCCCAACGUGCAGCACGCGGACGGGGGACAGAUCUUCUCCGACCCCAAUAACCUGCCGGAGCUGCCGAUGGGCAAGCCGGACACGAUCGAGACCGACACGCCUGGCUCGCCGCUCAGCCCCUCAGACUUCGAGAAGAGCGAAGGCAUGAUCCACGACACCAUCGACACCAGCAGCCAGACGGACCCCAUCGAGAUGGCCGGCCUCUUCCAGGGAGACAUCAUGCUCGGCCCAAAGGACUCCCUCUCGGACCUGGCGCACGGCAAACAGUCGUCGGCCAGGAUGGGAAGAAGCGCUAUGAUAGACAUUCACCGUCGCUGGCCCAAUGGAAUCAUCCCCUACGUGAUAUCACAGGCCUACGAUAAAUACGCUCGGGGGACGAUCGCCAAGGCCAUGAGCGAGUUCCACAUUAAGUCCUGCAUCCGGUUCGUCCCGCGCACCAUCGAGAAGGACUACAUCCAUAUCCUGAAGGGCGACGGAUGCUCCUCCUCGGUGGGUCGCAUGCACGGGGCCCAGGAAGUGUCGCUGGGGCCCGGCUGCAUCUACGUCGGCAUCGUCAUUCACGAGUUCAUGCACGCGGCGGGAUUCUGGCACGAGCAAUCCCGCUCCGACCGCGACAACUACAUCACCAUCAAUAUGUUCAACGUGCAAAAGGGCAGGAAGAACAAUUUCGACAAGUACGGCUGGGACAAGAUUCUGAGUCUCGGCAUCCCUUAUGAUCUGGAGUCAGUGAUGCACUACGGCCCCUACGCCUUCGCCAAGCAGGGACGGCCGACCAUCAUCCCGCGGGAGAGUGGCGCCGAGAUGGGCCAGCGUCACGGCUUCUCCAAGCGGGAUGUGGAGAAGCUGCAGAAACUAUAUAACUGCGCCAACACAUCCACUUACUACUUCACCACCAACUCCCCGAUGAUCGCCGCCGCUACAGAGGAGUGUGCGGACAACGACCAGCACUAUUGCCAGACUUGGGCGGACCGCGGCGAGUGUGAGGUCAACCCUGUGUGGAUGAACAUUAACUGCAGGAAGGCGUGCAGGCAGUGCGGUAAGGAGUGCCAAGAUCAGAGUGUUUACUGCACGACUUGGAGCAAGGCUCAGGAGUGCACCAAGAAUCCCGAGUACAUGACCAUCUUCUGCAAGAAAUCCUGCGGCCUCUGUCACGAUCACGCGGCAGAUCUGAUAUCCUCCAAGCGCUGCGAGGACAAGAACAGAUACUGCGAUUCCUGGAGCAAGAUGGGCCAGUGUCACUCCAACAGCGGUUACAUGCUGCUCUACUGCAAGAAGUCCUGCCGUGUUUGCGAUGACGAGCCCACGGGCGCCCUGCUCUCGUGAAUUGCUGGCGGGUCUUCCCAAAUGUUGAUUCUUCACUUUACCCAUUUAGCAUUUUCUUGUUUAUCAUGGUGAAGAAGGCAGGUGAAUGGGAAAACGUAAGUAUCAUAUAAAGGUGCUCUCAACGAUAUGGUCCAAUUAAAAUAAGACGGAAGAAGACACCGACAGAUUAAGAUCAGUUCCCGUUAUCGAUACAGUAAAAGUUCAUUAAUUCGAAUUCCACUAGACACAAUAUCCACAUCGUUUCUCGUCUCUUCCCGGUCCGUCUUAAAAGUGGAGCUAAUUUAUUGAAUACGUGAUAUUGUACUAGCGAGGUUCAUGAUGUGCUGUUAUCUCCUCUAUUAUUCACCUUUCUAUUCAUCUAUCUAUCUAUCUUUCUUUUAUUCUCUCUUUCUUUCUCUCUCUCUUUUUCCGUCCCGUCAUAACAGUGGUUCUUGUGUACUGAAUGCGUGUGGGUUGUAGCGAGUUCAAGCAUGUGCUGAUAUAUCCUUUACUUUUCAACACGCUUACCAUAUCUUUUCAAUUAUUUACUCUGGCUCUAUAAUAUAUGCCCCUGAACCAAGCAUAAUAUAUUGGUGUUAUUGAAAUCGUUAUACAUACCAGUUAUUAAUUAGUAAAUGUCUCUCUAUGGUCUCCCUAUUGUCUUUUUUUUCAGCGGUUUCCUCACUAUCUGAAAUUACUUUGCCGCUUUGUAAUAUUCUGCUCUCUCUCUCUCUCUCUCUCUCUCUCUCUCUCUCUCUCUCUCUCUCUCCCCAGAAAACACAAAGAAUAAGAUGUAAUACCUAAUCACAAUAAAUCAUAAUCGUGUAGCCUACUCAAAAUAAAGGUCAUUGUUGAAGAAUAUGACCUACUAUUAAAAUUUAGACUAUUUUCCCCGGUAGAUAUUUAUUGAUGACGAACUUGUACUAAAAACGGUACACAUAUAUUAACGUUCCAGUAUUUACCAAUCAAUUAUAACA